Messenger RNA from Maudiozyma barnettii, 819 nucleotides. It is a transcript of the gene YFT2, whose product is annotated as Yft2p. NCBI's taxonomy places the organism in Eukaryota, Fungi, Ascomycota, Saccharomycetes, Saccharomycetales, Saccharomycetaceae. The transcript has a single exon. Gene Ontology annotation, cellular component: endoplasmic reticulum membrane. Gene Ontology annotation, biological process: phospholipid biosynthetic process; lipid storage; lipid droplet organization. The coding region runs from base 1 to 819 and encodes 272 amino acids. The record is from RefSeq and is a predicted model, not a curated record.
AUGGAGUAUUCACAAUCUACACGAUCGAGGAUACGAUAUACAUUUCACUCAGUAAUAGCAAUCUCAUACUUAGUGCUAUUUCUGAUAGGUAUAUUUUUCAGUUUUGUCUUACCUGAAGAUGUCAAAGAACAUCAAAAAAGGACUAUUUACCUUUUGAAUUCCAAGAAUUUUAUCAAUUCUAUCUUUGCUUAUAAAGGAAAUUUAGUUUGGACGAUACUAUUUAUUUAUUUGGCGAUUGUUCAAAUAUAUAUUCAUACCCAGGAUUUUGAAUUAUUGCCAACUUCAAACGUGAGAGAUAAUCGAAGUUUUUCAUAUGCAAGUAGUAAUGUAGGAAAAUAUACAAAGCAAUACGUUGUUAAAUAUAUUCUAAAAAAUUUCAUUCUCUUUGUUUGUUUCAUGAUAAUUGAUGAAAUUUUUAUUUUUUCAGGUGGUCAGUGUAGUAGUGGUGACGAGAACACAGGAUUACGUUCUGCUGAAGCAUGUCGUAAAACUGGCGGAGAAUGGAGAGGUGGUUUUGAUAUAAGUGGUCAUUUUUGUUUUCUAAUGAAUAUAAGUUUAAUACUAUGGUGUGAGCUAUUUAUAUAUUUCGAUUAUGUUAAGAAGAAGAAUAUUCAAAAUUUUAUAAAUUGGUGGAUUACAAAUGGAAUAAUCGUUAUUUUGGCAGUAUUGAUUGCAUGGACAAUGUUAUUAUGUAUCACUGCUAUAUAUUACCAUACUCUGAUGGAAAAAAUACUGGGAUUUGUAUUGGGUUAUAUUUGCUUUUAUGUAAUGUAUCAAAUUAUCCCUAACCAUCCUCUACUAAAUAAAUAUUUAUAUUAG